CCUCCGGCAUAUUGGCCUGGGAGUGGUGAUUUACGUGUUGAAAAUCUGUUGGCGAGAUACUCUCCUGAUGGACCUGAAAUCCUUCAAGAGAUUUCGUCCCAUGUGAGGUCCGGAGAACGAAUUGGUGUUCUUAGACGAACUGGUUCAGGAAAUAGCUCACUCGUGUUGUCUCUACUGAGAUGUAUCUAUACCUCAGGAGAGGUGCUCUACGAGGUCUUACAAAAUGCUCCGAGCAUCAAGAUCCAACGUCCCCAAAUCCCUGAGCUCAUCAAUGGCUUCUUCCCCGAGAGCCUCGACCCUUUCGGAGAGCACGAUGACCUUACAUUGAAUAAUGCGUUAGAAUCCGCUGGAUUACAAGCCCUCCAGGAGGAUGUACCUGGAAAAGACCGAAUUACACUUGAUACAAUGGUUUCGAGCGGCGGAAAUGAUUUCUCGUUAGGUCAAAGACAGAUCGUUGCUCUUGUUCGAGCUAUUGUGAGAGGAAGUGAACUGUUAAUCUUGGAUGAAGGUAUGCGUGUAUGUGACUAUAAGCCGGAUAGCAUCAUACAAUCUUCGUUGCACAAUCAACUACACGGGGAUGUCACUCUAAUAACCAUCGCUCAUCAUGAUCGACUACAAACUAUCAUGGAUGCAGAACGUAUCGUGAGUGCAUUCCUUCGUUCGUUAUUCUAA
This is a messenger RNA of Lentinula edodes (shiitake mushroom), 672 nucleotides long. RefSeq names its product P-loop containing nucleoside triphosphate hydrolase protein. The annotation marks the transcript as partial. Lineage: Eukaryota; Fungi; Basidiomycota; Agaricomycetes; Agaricales; Omphalotaceae. Gene Ontology annotation, biological process: transmembrane transport. The record is from RefSeq and is a predicted model, not a curated record. Gene Ontology annotation, cellular component: fungal-type vacuole; membrane. The transcript has 5 exons. Gene Ontology annotation, molecular function: ATP hydrolysis activity; ATP binding; ABC-type peptide transporter activity.